CCUGCCGCCCGCCCAGCCGCCAGCCGGGGCGCCGGGCUCGCCCCUCGCCGAGCGAUGUCCAGGAGGAAACAGAGCAACCCCCGGCAGAUCAAACGUUCCCUGGCAGCGAUGGAGGAAGGUGAGGAUGCCCCAAUGGGGGAGAGGAGCCCCUCCGAGAGGGAUGGGGGGGGCUCGGACAACGAGGGCUCUGCUGAACACGACCCCUCCAGCCCCCCUGGCAGUGAAGAGUCCAGAGAAGCCCCGGAGAGUCCAAAGGAGCUGGAGAAGCCGGAUCCUGGAGAAAACACACAGGAAACAGAACUGUGGAACGGGCCAGAGGAGCUGGAUCUGACCGGGCAGGACGGGGAGAGGAGGGUACGGACCCGCAGGAGCCUCCCCGAGGGCUUCUCCUGGGGACCCUUCCAGGGCAGCAUCCACAGCCAGCCAGCAUCCCCGGGGCACAGCGAGAUGGGCCCCCCCGUGACGCUGGUGCUGGGGGAUGAGAGCUGCUGGCUGUCCCGGCUGCCACUCGUGCCCACCGAGCCCGAUGCCAAUGCUGUCAUCUACAGGAAGGACCAAGCCCUGUGGUGCCGAACGACGCGUGCGCUGCAAGAGGACGAGGCCGUCUGUGCCUUCGUGGUGGCAGAGCCCCCCCCAGCUGUCCCCAACCACCACGGGGUGAAAGCAGAGCCUGAGGACUUGCCCUACCCGGCUGCCCUGCACUCUGACAUCCAGCUGCUCCCCCAGCAAGCCGGCAUGGCUGCCAUCCUGGCCACCGCCGUGGUCAACAAGGACGUCUUCCCCUGCAAGGACUGUGGGAUCUGGUACCGGAGCGAGCGGAACCUGCAAGCCCACCUGAUGUACUACUGUGCCAGCCGGCAGAGCGCCGGCUCGCCCGCCCUGGAGGAGAAGCCCAAGGAGAACUACCCCAACGAGCGUGUCUGUCCCUUCCCUCAGUGCCAGAAGAGCUGUCCCAGUGCCAGCUCCCUGGAGAUCCACAUGCGGAGCCACAGUGGAGAGCGGCCGUUUGUCUGCCUGAUCUGCCUGUCUGCCUUCACCACCAAAGCCAACUGUGAGCGUCACCUCAAAGUACACACUGACACCUUGAACGGCGUCUGCCACAGCUGUGGCUUCAUCUCCACCACGAGGGACAUCCUCUACAGCCACCUGGUCACCAACCAUAUGAUCUGCCAGCCGGGCUCCAAGGGAGAAGUCUACUCACCGGGGCCAGCCCUGCCCACCUCCAAACCCCUCACCACCGGGCUGAGCCAGACGAACAACGUGUCCCUGCGGAAGUGCAGCGUGCCGGCCUUCCUGCCCGAGGGGCUGCCAGCAUUGCCGCAGCACCCCGGGCUGCACGGACCCCCGCCCGCCCCACUGCCCGGCCCUGACCCCACCGUCCCCCCACCACCGCCCACAUCGCCCCCCGACGCCAAGGCCUCGCCUCCCUCCCAGCCGCAGAACGGAGAAGGUCCAGCAUCGGCAUCAUCGGCGUCAUCUUCUUCAUCCUCCUCCUCCUCUUCCUCCGGGGACACAGUCCGCAUCAAGGAGGAGCCCGUCGGCAGCCCGGCCAGCGAGGCAGAGGCACCGAAAAGCGGCAGCCGCGGAGCCAGCAGCCCCGACGCCUGCUCCAGGACCUCAUCCCCCCGCAGCCUCCCCUCGGCAAAGGUCAAAUCGGAGCUCGCCAGCCCCACGCCAGGCUCCAGCCCGGUGCCCAGCGAGCCGGGGACGGGCACGGCGGGCGGCACCGUCUUCCUACCCCAGUACGUCUUUGGCCACGAAGCCGCGGUGGUGCCACAGGCGUCGGAGAUCCUAGCGAAGAUGUCGGAGCUGGUGCACAGCCGGCUGAAGCAGGGCCACGGCGGCGCGGUGCCGCCAGCCGUCUACGCCGGCGCCCCGGUGCCCAAGGGUGCCACCUGCUUUGAGUGCGAGAUCACCUUCAACAACAUCAACAACUACUACGUGCACAAACGCCUCUACUGCUCCAGCCGGCACCUGGCCGAGGACAGCCCCCCCGGGGCACGCAAGCUCAAAGCCCCCCCUGGAGCACCUAAGGGUCCCUCCACAGCCCCGGGGAUGCUGCUGUCCCCCUCGGCAGGUGACAGCCAGGGGACACCGGCGGGGGACGGAGACGCCGUCCAAGAUGCCACACCGCCGGCAGCCCCGCCGGAGGUGAAGGUGGAGGAGGUGGGGGGUAAAGCGGGGUCCCCCGAGGCGGAAGGGGGGUCGGGGCGGUGCAGUGAGGACAGCCAAAGCCCCGGCAGCUCGGCAGGGGACGAGGGGGACGAAGACCCCAGCAAGACGCUGUGCGAGGCCUGCAACAUCCGCUUCAGCCGCCACGAGACCUACGUGGUGCACAAGCGUUUCUACUGCGCCUCCCGCCACGACCCCCCCCUCCGCCGGACCCCCGGCCCCAAAAUCCCCUUCCUGCCCCAACCCCUCCGUACCCGCAAACGCCGCAAGCUCUACGAGAUCCACGGGGCCUCUCACCGCCCCGCAGAACCUCCCCCGGCUCCUGAACCUCCUCCAGCUCCCGAUCCUCCUCCUCCUCCUCUCCCUCCUCCUCCUCGGGGGGCUGCCCCCUCACCCCGCUCCAGCCCCGACGCCGAGGGUCCCAUUGAUCUGAGCAAGAAGCGUCGGCGGCAGAACGACCCCGCGCCCGCCCCGCUCCUGCCCUUGGCCGAUUACCACGAGUGCACCGCUUGCCGCCUCAGCUUCAACAGCCUUGACACCUACCUGGCCCACAAGAAGUACCAGUGCCCCGCCACCCCGCUGCAGCCCCGCACCCUCGAGCACCUCCAGAAGAUGAAGGGGGCCAUGGCUGCCCCCCUCAAGGGUGGGCGCAGCCCCGGUAGCCCCGGCGACGGAGACCCCGAAGGCGUGAGGGUGAGGGCAGCUCCGGCGGGGAGCCCCGGCGUCCCCUAUCCCCCCGCAUCCGGAGUGGACUCGCUGCAGCGUCACCCCAAGUGUCCCCCGCCACCCCCAGGGGGGGGGAAGGGCCCCCUCUCCGCUUGUCCCUACUGUCCCCUCAACGGGGCCGUCAAGGGCGACCUCCUCGAGCACUUCCGUAACGCCCACGGGCUCUUCGUGGCCAAACCUCCAGCGUCCGGGCAGGGGCUCCCCGACCCCCCGGUGCCCGGCGCGGGCAGGACACCCCCCGACCCCCCUCUGCCAGCGGGGUCACCCCCCCGGCCCCCCGCCCCCCGCCUCCGCCGGGACAGCUUCAACACCAAGGAGGGGCGGGAUGGAGGCGGCAGCCCCAGAGCCCCCUCCUCGCCCGGAGCCCCCCCAGAGGGGUUGCGGGAAGCCGUCCGCAAGCCCCCCACCCCCCCCACCUACACGGACAGGGGGGUGCAGACCCCCCCGGCCAAGGCUGUGCCCGGCCCCGUGCCCAACGGCAACCACAGGUACUGUCGCCUCUGCAACAUCAAGUUCAGCAGCCUCUCCACCUUCAUCGCCCACAAGAAGUAUUACUGCUCCUCCCACGCCGCCGAGCACGUCAAAUAAUACCUGACACCCCCCCUCUAAGCCCCCCCCCAGGGCCCCCCACCACUGUCUGGGGGCUGGGGGUCCAGGAACUGAUGGCUGGAAUAACCCCACACACACACACAGCCCUCCUCUCAGGGGUUGGGGUGAUGCUGGCUCCUCCAGGGUGGCUUCACCAUCAGGAGGCCCCCAAACUUCACCCUGGGUGGAGGGUCCUGCAUGUUCACAAGACCCUUGGGGGGGGGGGAAUGUGGUGCUGGGGGAGGGAGGGGGGGCCGGGCCCCCCCCGGCCCCUGGUGUGUGCAGAGCCCCUACCUCUGCCACAGCCAGGGCUGAUGCUGCAGGGAAACUGAGGCAGGAUGAAGGCGCAUGGUCCUGCCUCAGCUGGGGGGCUGCAGGAGAUGGGGGGUUGGCUCUCUGCCCCCCCCCAGGUUGACACUACAGGGAUGAGGAGGGGGCUUGGCCAUGGGGAGCCUGUGGGUGCCCCCCCCCCAGGACCCUGCAGGGCAAUGGCACUGAAGGAUGAAGCAGCCCUGGGAGCCGUAUGUAUAAGUGUGUACAGAAAUAAAUAUGUCU
This is a messenger RNA of Calypte anna (Anna's hummingbird), 4041 nucleotides long. It is a transcript of the gene ZFPM1, whose product is annotated as zinc finger protein, FOG family member 1. Gene Ontology annotation, biological process: positive regulation of transcription by RNA polymerase II; megakaryocyte differentiation; negative regulation of transcription by RNA polymerase II. The transcript is spliced from 10 exons. The record is from RefSeq and is a predicted model, not a curated record. Lineage: Eukaryota; Metazoa; Chordata; Aves; Apodiformes; Trochilidae. Gene Ontology annotation, cellular component: nucleus. Gene Ontology annotation, molecular function: RNA polymerase II-specific DNA-binding transcription factor binding. The coding region runs from base 55 to 3486 and encodes 1143 amino acids.